Osmerus eperlanus (European smelt) is the source of this 3084-nucleotide messenger RNA. RefSeq lists its product as uncharacterized. Lineage: Eukaryota; Metazoa; Chordata; Actinopteri; Osmeriformes; Osmeridae. The transcript is spliced from 7 exons. Gene Ontology annotation, cellular component: plasma membrane. Gene Ontology annotation, molecular function: cytokine receptor activity; protein binding. The coding region runs from base 533 to 2383 and encodes 616 amino acids. The record is from RefSeq and is a predicted model, not a curated record. Gene Ontology annotation, biological process: cytokine-mediated signaling pathway.
AGGAACAGAGUGAUAAGACAGUUCCAAAGUUCAGCUCCACACCUGUGGACCCACAGCAGUCUCCACUCGCCAGCUCACAUCUCCUGGCCUCCCUCUUCCACCGCCUGGGUCUACCGACUGGGUCUACUUCCUGGUUCUACCGACUGGGUCUACUUCCUGGGUCUACCGACUGGGUCUACUUCCUGGUUCUACCGACUGGGUCUACUUCCUGGGUCUACCGCCUGGGUCCACUUCCUGGGUCUACCGACUGGGUCUACUUCCUGGUUCUACUGCCUGGGACAACUUCCUGGUUCUACGUCCUGGUUCUACUUCCUAGUUCUACAACCUAGUUCCUCCUCCACUACCUGGUUUUAGUACCUGGAACUCCCUGGUUCUCCUGGUCUCCCGUAUCUACCUGCUUCCAGAGGAGGGGGUUGUUGAUCUGCUGUGUUCCCAGGGAUCCAGAGCCCUCUGUGGGGUACCUCUCAGCUCUGCGCCCCUGCUGGGCAGGGCUGUGGACCCUGGUCUGAUCAGACCCUCAUAACCCGCAGGGAUGCUCCGUCCUGUGCUGGUCCUGGUUCUGCUGCUGUACCACCAUGGCUGCGGGGUAUCAUGUCAGGAGAGACCAUACUUCGUAUCCAGGAACUUCCAUAACGUGCUGCAGUGGGGUGAAGAUGGAAGUGGUGGAGGGGACGUCCUCUACAGUGUCUUCUGGGCCAGAUACGGGACAGAGUUUGUGCCGAAGCUGGAGUGUCAGAACAUGAGGUCUCUCUCCUGUAACCUCAGUGCUGACACGACGUACGACUACCACUCCUCCCGCUUCCUGGCUCGUGUCUACGCCAACACCACGCUGCUGGGAGAGACACCAACCUUCAAACCCCUGGAAGACACGGUACUGGGCCCUCCCCUCCUGAAGGUAGUUGAGGGUGAGCUGAAGGGGUCUGUGGAGGUGCUCUGCUCUCUCCCCCCCAGGGUUGAGGAGGUGCUCACCAAGAACAAGUUACCAUACUCCCACUAUGAUGCCCACUACAACCUCACCAUCACCACUGGCAACGCUGACGUGAAGGAGACUUCCAAUGGGGUGUUCGAGGUCCAGAGACCAGGUGUGUCAAAGGCCUGUGGGGCAGUGGUGUACCGUCCCUACCUGAACCAGCAGCGCUCCCCCAGCCAGGAGGCCUCCUUCUGCAUCAAUGCCCACCCCACAGAUGACCCCUGGCACCUGUUCCCAUGGUUACUGUUGUCCGCCUGUCUCCUGGUGGGGUGCGUCCCCGUAGUAACAGUGUUGACGUGUCACUACGUGAGACAGAAGCGGGAUCUUCCUGACUGCACGAAAGUGAUGUCCAGCAAGGGCCCCCCUCACCUGCUCCAGCCCCAGAAGGUGGUCCUCUCCCUGGCCCAUGCCGAGGGGCCCUGUCUGGGGGGGACAGAGGGGGCCAGGAAGCCCCCCCUCACCAGGCCCCAGGUCAGCAGGGACUCUGGCUGUUACUCCCCCCAGGACGCCCCCUCCACCCCCUCCACCCCCCUUCUCUGGCAGCGGGGGCCCCUCUCCCCCCAGGACGCCCCCUCCUCCCCCUCUCUCUGGCAGCGGGGGCCCCUCUCCCCCCAGGACGCCCCCUCCUCCCCCUCUCUCUGGCAGCGGGGGCCCCUCUCCCUCCAGACACCCCCUCCAGAAGACUCCAACAACAGCCUCCACUCCUCCACCAUCUACAGCAUGGUGGGGGUCCAACCAGCCAGGGAGGGGGGCCCGUCCCCCCUGGGGCUCAGAGAGAACCAUGCCCAGCUGUGGGCGCCGCCUCCAGGGGAGCCUCCCUCCCAGAGCCUCCUGGAGCCCCCCCCCUCUCUGGGCCCCCGCCUCCCUGGACUGCAGCCGGACACCCAGAGGGACACGUCCGUCUGUCUGACGCUACUCUCUCACAUCGAGGGGGGUUUUCCCCUGGCAAACCUGGCAACCGCUGGACAGAGGGCGCCCCUGUUGUCAGACCUUCUCUGCGAGAGGGAUUCUGAUUGGCUGGACCCUGAGGAGACCCGUGUGCACGCCUCCAACCAGGUCCCCCCGGCCCCCCAGCACGGCCCCCCCCUCUGCCUCCCACACACCCCCCCCCCAGGAGAGCCGUCAUCUGGGUACAAGCAGAGCUGGUUCCCUGGGAUAGUGGUGGAGGGGGAGCACCAUGCGACCCAGCCUCCCCUCAGAGGUGACCACAGAGAGGAGGGGGAGCACCAUGCUACCCAGCCUCCCCUCAGAGGUGACCACAGAGAGGAGGGGGAGCACCAUGCUACCCAGCCUCCCCUCAGAGGUGACCACAGAGAGGAGGGGGAGGAGCGGCUGGGAGAGGAGGGGUCGGGGGAGGAGGACAAAAUGUGCCAGAUACCUCUGGGAGAUUGGGUGAUCCGUGUCCUGGGCUGACUGUGUCUGUAAUGGUGGAAGUGUGUGUGUCUGUAAUGAUGAUCACUCUCCUCCUCCCCCUCUCCCCCCUCUGCUUUUUCCUCUCCCCUCCUCCCCCCUCUCCUCUCCUCCCCCUCCCUCUCCUCUCCUCUCCUCCCCCUCCUCCCCCUCUCCUUUUGACUGCAAAUCAAGACUUUGUGUGUGUAUGUGUGUGUUUGUGGUUUCAAGAGGAAUACAUCCUCACCCUGACUCUGAGCUCCAUGCACACAGCCUGCCUCCUCACCUCCUCCUGACUCUGAGCUCCAUGCACACAGCCUGCCUCCUCACCUCACCCUGACUCUGAGCUCCAUGCACACAGCCUGCCUCCUCACCUCCUCCUGACUCUGAGCUCCAUGCACACAGCCUGCCUCCUCACCUCACCCUGACUCUGAGCUCCAUGCACACAGCCUGCCUCCUCACCUCCUCCUGACUCUGAGCUCCAUGCACACAGCCUGGAUGCUGGUCGACAGGCUGCUCGACAGGCUGGUCAACAGGCUGGUCAACAUGUGGGGCAGCUGCUCGAACGAGACGUUUCAGACAGUUAAUACAUCACUAUCAUUUUUGAUAUUCAAAUGCAAUAAUCUGCUUCUACAAAUAUGUACAUGUGAUGUGUGUCACAUGAGCCACCAAGUACAGUAUAAUACUGAAUCAUCUUUGAAUAAACACAUUUUUAUUUAAUGAUU